Molecule: messenger RNA, 1693 nt
Organism: Halteromyces radiatus
Lineage: Eukaryota; Fungi; Mucoromycota; Mucoromycetes; Mucorales; Cunninghamellaceae
Exons: 9
Coding region: 94-1605 (503 amino acids)
Biological process (GO): actin filament organization
Molecular function (GO): actin filament binding
Source: RefSeq, a predicted model, not a curated record
UUUUUUUUUUCAUCAAACCAAAAAAUAAAAAAAAAAUAGAAAACACCAUCACCUUUUUCCUAUUGUCUUUCCUUUUUGCCCUGAUACAAAAACAUGUCUCGUUUUGGCUUUGUCCGUCCCUCGAAAUAUCGUCACGUUUAUGGUACCUGUGCUAAAAGAGAUGCCUCUUAUGAUAAUUUACGCGUUAGUGCCAAUGCCUGGGAUACAAAUAUGGUGUCUGUCAAUCCUCUCUUUUUAUCAGUAAACUGGCAAUCGUCUGGUGGUGGUGCUUUUGCUGUUAUUCCUUUAUCUACUGUUGGCAAACUUCCUGAAAACUAUCCUCUUUAUAGAGGUCACACUGGACCUGUUUUGGAUACAGCAUUCAAUCCAUUCAAUGAUUAUGUGAUCGCCUCUGGUUCUGAAGAUAGUAAAGUCAUGAUCUGGAAUAUUCCUGAAGAAUAUGAUGAAGAUCUUGAAGAAAUCACUCCUGUGUCCAAGUUAUCUGGUCAUCAAAGAAAAGUGGGUCAAGUAUUAUUCCAUCCAGUAGCUGAAAAUGUAUUGGCUUCAGCUAGUACUGAUUUAACUAUCAAAUUAUGGGAUAUUGAAAAAGGACAAGAAAAGCAAGAGAUCACUGGUCAUACGGAAAUCAUUCAAUCCCUUGCUUGGAACUACAAUGGUUCAUUACUUGCUACUACCUGUCGAGACAAGCGUUUACGUAUCUUUGAUGUACGCAGCAACAAGAUUGUUCAAGAAGGUAGUGGUCAUCAAGGUAUCAAGGGAUCUCGUGUUGUAUGGCUUGGUGACUCUGAUCGUUUGGCUACUACUGGGUUCUCUCGUAUGAGUGAUCGUCAAUUGAAUCUCUGGGAUACCUCUAAUUUGGAAAAACCUCUCAAAUCGGAAUUCUUGGAUACUUCUUCUGGUGUCAUCAUGCCUUUCUAUGAUAUUGAUACAAAGAUGCUUUAUCUUGCUGGAAAAGGUGAUGGUAUGAUCCGCUACUAUGAAUAUGAAAAUGAUGAACUCUAUCUUUUGUCCGAAUUCAAAUCAAGUGAUCCUCAACGUGGUAUGGCCUUUUUACCUAAACGUGCUGUGAAUGUCAGCGAAUGUGAAGUGGCUAGAGCAUAUAAGGUUGGAACUACUUUGAUUGAACCUAUUUCAUUCACUGUUCCUCGCAAGUCUGAUGCUUUCCAAUCUGAUAUCUUCCCACCCGCCAUUAGUGAUGAACCUGCAUUGACAGCAGAUGAAUGGUUCCAAGGCAAGGAUGCUAACCCUAAAACUAUCGAUCUUGAAGCUGGAUUUACUGUGAAAUCAAAGAAGGAAUUCAAUCCUACUGUUCAACCAGAAGUAGUCAAGGAAAUCAAGAUUACUGACCCCAAGAAUGAAAAGGAUUAUCAAGCAGCCUAUCAUGAAUUACGCAAGGAAAAUGAAGAUUUGAAAAACUCAUUGUCUCAACGUGAAAUCAAGAUCAGAGUUUUGGAAACUGAAAUGGAAAAACUCAAGACUCAAGUUGCUGAAUUGGAAAUGACAAAUAAGAAGAAUACUCUCAAGCAAGUGGAUGAACAAGAAGUCAAUAAGGUCGAUGAUGAUAAUGAUACAACUACCAAGAAGGAAUCGGAAACUGAAGAAUAAAAGAGAUAGGUAGACUUAUGCUGUAGUAUGUAUGACCUUCUUCCUAGUAUACAGUCUUCUUUUUCUUUUCUUUUUUUUUUUUUUUUUU